This is a messenger RNA of Candida albicans SC5314, 1779 nucleotides long. It is a transcript of the gene PEX5, whose product is annotated as Pex5p. Gene Ontology annotation, biological process: protein import into peroxisome matrix, docking. The transcript has a single exon. Gene Ontology annotation, molecular function: protein binding. The record is from RefSeq and is a predicted model, not a curated record. The coding region runs from base 1 to 1779 and encodes 592 amino acids. NCBI's taxonomy places the organism in Eukaryota, Fungi, Ascomycota, Pichiomycetes, Serinales, Debaryomycetaceae. Gene Ontology annotation, cellular component: cytosol; peroxisomal membrane.
AUGUCGUUUGUUGGUGGAGGAUCAGAAUGUUCAGUUAACGGAAAUGCCGUUGCUCAGUUUAAUAAGCAUACCCAGCAAGAUAGAUCGUUGCAACAACAAGUGGCAAAUCAACAUGGAAACGUAGCACAGAAUCAAGGGUUCAAAAAAGAUAAUUUGAUGAAUGUUAGGGAUAGAGCUAACUUGGACCAAUUUAUGAAUAAUGGAGCACCACAAAACUCGUUUCAGUUCCAACCUAUGAGACACGAAUUAAAUACCAUUCAGAACCAACCCAAUGCUAUUCAUCAACAGCAAAGUAACUGGUCGCAAGACUUUGUUGCGCAAUCUCCAUCUGCUCAGAUUACAACACCAAUAGCCAAGACUGGAAGUCCAGUGAAUGCUCAGUGGGCCAGCGAGUUUAGCCAAGCACCCGCAACGCAACAGCACAACCAAAGACCUGGCCAAUUUGGCCCUCGUCUUGGGGGAUACCGUCCAAUGAUGGGAAUGUCUAUGGCAUACCAACUGCAACCUCAACAACAACAACAACAACAACAUAAUCAGGAGCCACAAGUUGAUUGGGAGAAUCAGUUUAAGGAAAUAGAGGAGUUGACAAACAAGGCCGAGGAAGUUGAGGAAAUCCAGAGAGAACAGUCUCCUGAGAUUGUUGUUGAUGACAAGUAUCAGGCCACUUUCCAAGAAGUGUGGGACAGUUUGAAUUCAGAAUCUUUUGAAAAUGACUUUAUCAAUCAGCAAUAUGAAGAUUUCAAGAGAACUCAAAAAGAUGGGUUUCCAGCUGAUAUGAAUCAAUGGGAGAAAGAUUUUGCAAAGUAUGCGUCUACGCGUGCCCACUUUGGUGACUACCAAUUUGAAGAUAAACAGAGUAACCAGUUUUUGGACUUACCUAAAGACCAAGAUCCAUAUGAGAUUGGUUUGCAGUUGAUGGAGAAUGGUGCCAAAUUGUCUGAGGCUGCUUUGGCGUUCGAGGCUGCAAUUCAAAGAGAUGAAAACCACGUUGAUGCCUGGUUGAAGCUAGGCGAAGUCCAAACUCAAAAUGAAAAGGAGAUUGCUGGUAUUUCUGCUUUGGAAAAAUGUUUGGAGUUGCACCCAGAGAAUUCAGAGGCGUUGAUGAACUUGGCAAUUAGUUAUAUCAACGAAGGGUAUGAUAAUGCCGCAUUUGCCACUUUGGAAAGAUGGAUAUCGACAAAGUAUCCUCAAAUUGUGGAAAAGGCCAGACAGGAGAAUCCAACGAUUACUGAUGAAGACAGAUUCUCGUUGAACAAAAGAGUUACGGAAUUAUUUCUCAAUGCCGCUCAGUUGUCGCCUAACCAAGCCAGCAUGGAUGCUGAUGUUCAAAUGGGGUUAGGUGUGUUGUUUUACGCCAAUGAAGAGUUUGACAAGACUAUAGACUGUUUCAAAGCAGCAUUAUCGAUACGACCUGAUGAUGCUAUUUUGUGGAAUAGAUUAGGUGCUUCAUUGGCCAAUUCUAACCGCUCCGAAGAAGCAGUUGAUGCGUAUUUCAAGGCAUUGCAAUUGAAACCGACUUUUGUAAGAGCAAGAUACAAUCUAGGGGUUUCGUGUAUAAAUAUUGGUUGUUACAAGGAAGCAGCAGAGCAUUUGUUAAGUGGGUUGUCAAUGCAUCAAGUAGAAGGGGUGGACACUGUAUCGACAUUGAAUCAUAACCAGUCGACAUCGUUGACAGAAACAUUAAAGAGGGCUUUUAUUGCGAUGGAGAGAAGAGAUUUAUUGGAGUUGGUUAAACCAAAUAUGGAUUUGAAUCAAUUCAGAGGCGAAUUUAGUUUCUAA